Molecule: messenger RNA, 4290 nt
Organism: Stylonychia lemnae
Lineage: Eukaryota; Ciliophora; Spirotrichea; Sporadotrichida; Oxytrichidae
Source: the annotation of a GenBank genome assembly
AUGUCUUCCAUUAAUAAUCAAUAAUAGAAGUAAAAGUAGGGUUCUAAUCAGUCUUACAAGACUAAUCAGGAUUCAAGCAAAUAUAAGCACAGUAAGUACUAUGAUACAGAUGAGGAAGAGAAGGAGACAUAGAGCUAAAGAAGCCAUAAUUAUCAGAAGGGGAAAAAUAAUCAAAACCAGGAUGCAAAAAUAAGCAGGAAAAGUCAAAAUCAAUAUGAGAGUCAUCCAGUUAAUGAUUCCUUUAAGCAUUCUGGCUAAAAUACUGAUCAGCAUUCAAGUCACAGACAAGAUAGAAAUAGCUAUAAUAAUUAAAAUACUGAUCAGUCCUCAUCGCUGAGAAGUAUAAAUGCUAAUCAAGCAUUGUAACAACAGCAACAAUAUCAAGAGAGUAAUAGCAAUUAAAGGUCGAAGCAGACCAUUCAGAAUCAAUAAAAUUAAAUCAAUGAUCCUUCUUAUCAAUAACUCUCUCAGAGAAACUAAAAGCCUCCAGAAAACAAAGAGGUGGAUUCAAGUACUAGCAGCAGCCCCAUAGAGUACGACCCAGAUAACUUUGAUAUAGAGGAUUUCGUUAAUCAGUUCAAGUUUGCACCUGACCCAGAAGAGGAGGAAUAACCAUAGGCUGUUAAUAAUAAUAAUGAAGGUCAAUAUGUAGCUUAAUCAGCAAGAGGAAAUUAAGAAGGUUAAAGCAAUCCAAUCACGAAUAGAUAAAUGCAAACCUUAAGUGAUUAAGAAGACUAGGAAGAAGAAAAGCAGGAAUCAUCUUUCGAAAGUUUUCACGAUAGAGCAGAUGAUAGCGACUCAGAUGACUUAAACGAUAGUGAGCUAGGGGGAAUGUCUCACAGACAGCAUAGCAAAAGAAGUUUUAUACCUAUUGAGUUCGCUAAAAAUCACAUUCAAAAGAUCGAAGAGGAUAUGAAGCGUAUGCAUGAUAGGCAUGUUGUCUUGAUGAGAGAGAUGGAUGAGAACUAUAAGCUUAUUGAGAAGGAAACCUAAGACUAUUACCUUGAAUUUUUGCAGAAAUGGAAAGACGUUGCAAAAAGUAAGAUUACUUAAUAUAGAAAAGCUAUUGACCUGCUUUAUAAUGAGAAAGAUCAAAUAUAAAAGGAAAAGGACAAAGCAAUUGAAAAUCUAAAUGAAAAGUACUUGUAGCUGUAAAGAGAGAAGGAGAAGAUACUAAGAGAUCACAUCAACGAUAUACAACUAAGGGAUGAUGAGAGAGAAAUGAUGAAGAAGAAUUAUGAGGAUGAGAUUAGGAAACUCGAAAGAGAAAGGCAAGAUCUCAGGUAUAAGGUCAAUGACAGAGAUCAGAAAAUAUUAGAAAUUGAAAGAGACAUGCUAAGAAUGAAAGAUGAUUUCAAGGAAAAAGAGGAUAUUCUAGAGAUUGAAAAUAGCAAGCUGAGAAAUGAAUUUGAACUGCGAAUCAAUGAGUAUGAAAACACUCUCAAUAAAAAGAUAGAGGAGAAUAAAUCACUUUUAAAUAACAACCAGUCACUGACUUAGAAAAUCUAGAGUUUAGAUUAAUAACUUCAAAACAUUAGUGUUCUUUCAAGUUCCAACGGUACAAUGUCGAAUGCAAGUGGUCCUUAGAACCUUAUUAAUGUUUAACCUUAGAAUUAAAGUCUACCUCGAACAUUCAAUGUAUCUCAGAUAAAAAAUUUCAAAUUGAAUAAAAAGCCUAAUGAAGGAGCACCUGGGGGAGGCCAAGUUCUGAAUAAAAAUCCUGGUAAUAGUAACAACUAAAGCAUAUAAAUCUUAAAAGAAAAAAUAAGUUUACAGAGAAAUUAAAACUCUGAUAAUGUUAAAAUUACUUAGCUCAACAAUGCUGGAAAUAACUCGUUUAUCAAUCAGCCUAAAAUUAUUUCUAAUCUUAACAUCUAGAACUAUUCUACUCUUCCAAAGAAAAAAGAGGAAUUAAAGGAACUGCUUGAGAUCGAUCCUUAUUAAGCUUAAAUCGAGGACUUGAAAAAAUAAAUUGAGGAAAAAACAAAAGAAUAUGAUAAAAAAUUGGAGAAACCGAAAAAAGAAAAUAAGGAAUUGGGAGUAGAAAUCAAUAUUGAGAGAGAAAAAUUUGCAAGAGAAACUGGGAAUUCUAAGAAUGAUUAUAAGAUACCUAGAGACGAUCCUCGUCUCUUUAAUAUUGGUAUGAAAUAUCGCUAGAAUUCUGACAUUAUAAAUAAAUUAGAUGCAGAAAAAAAAUAAAUUAUCUCAUCUCUUGAUCAAUAAUUGAAAGAAAUUUUAUCAUAACAAUAAUAACACACUCUAAAUGCUCCUUAGAAGAGCGCUAGAGGAAGCAAAUCAAUGAGUCCAAGAAAAUAAAGUGCAAUAAAGGCUUCGGAAAUAAAACAAUAAAAUUAAUCUCAAAGCAAAGUUCAAAGCGAUAAGAGUUUAAGUUAAGAAGAGGAAAAAAUAUAAGUUGAAGGGUAAAAGUAAACAGACUAAAAUAAUAGUGAUCAGAAACUGUAGGAGUUCAUGAAAUAAUCAAUAAGUCUUCUCUAAUUGGUAGAUUAGAUUAUGUCGAAGUUUGAUGAUUAUAUAAAAGCAAACGUAAUGAGCGAGGUAAAUGAACUGAGAUAAAGGCUGCUCUCUUAGAGUUUGAUAGAUAGUAAUGUUGUCAAAGAAUAGUAUAAAAAGUAAUCUUCAGAAUAUCAAAAAGCAAUUGAUAAUUAAAAACAGCUUGGAUUAAGUUUUAAGAAAAUGACCUAAAUUAUUAAGGAAUUCAGAGAUGAAAUUGAGAGAUUCAAGAAAAGACCAAGUGGUGUUGAUUAAAGUGCGAUAAACAAUAGUAGAAUAUCAGAUUCAAACAUCUCUAUGUUGGAGGAAGAAGAGAGGAAAACUUAUGAAAAACAAUUCAAAACUCUUGAAGAAAAGGCUAAAUUAGGAAUUAAAACAAGAGAAGAAAAAAUUAUUUAACUUAAAAAUCAGAUAUAGAAACAAACAAAUGACGGUCAAGAAAAGAUAAAGUAAUACUAAGAUAAGAUGUAAAUUCUUGAAAAACGAAUUAAUGUGCUUCAAGAUGAAAAUCAAAAUGGUGAGGCUAUGCUAUUAAGGUAAAUAGAAGAGCUCUAAAAGAACUAUGAAAUGAUCAAGUGCAAGCAUUAGAAUGAAAUGUAUCAAAGGAAAAUGCUUCAUAAUUAGAUUGAAGAUAUGAAAGGAAAAAUAAGAGUGUUCUGUAGAGUAAGACCUUUGAAUUAGCAGGAAAAAGAUAUGUAAUGCUUAGAAGUGGUAAAGGUUCUAGAUGGCUAGAGAGUCUAACUACCAAUUAAAAAUGAUGGUAUAAAAGGAGGCUCAAUUGAAAGAGAAUUCGACUUUGACUCAUGCUUUGAUAAAUUUUCAAGUUAGGAUUAAGUUUUCGAAGAUGUCAAAAUGCUUUUACAGAGUGCAAUGGACGGAUUUAAUGUUUGCAUUUUUGCAUAUGGUCAAACUGGAAGUGGUAAAACAUUUACCAUGUAAGGAUCAGAGGAGAAUCCUGGUAUUAUUCCUAGAGCUCUUACUUAACUAUUUAAUAUUAAAAGACAAAUGGAGAUGAAUAACUUUACUAUUCAUUUUGAGUGCUAUAUGGUAGAGCUAUAUAUAAACAAUCUGAUUGACUGCCUGUUCGAUCGAUAAUCAACUAGAGAUAGGCCACCCUCACUAGAUAUAAGAGAAGACUAGGGGAGAACUUAUAUUGAAAAUGUUACAUAAGUACCGAUAGAAGGCAUCGACGAUCUUAAGAACUGUUAUAAUAAAGGCCUAAAAACAAGGAAAGUAUCAAGCACUAAGAUGAAUGAUAUGUCCUCUAGAUCUCAUAUGAUUUUUACAAUUGUCAUUAACACCUUUAAUGAACAGACUAAAUAAAAAACAAUGAGUAAAAUCUCUUUUGUGGAUCUAGCAGGCUCCGAGCGAUAAACGAAGGCUUAAGGAAUAAAUGAAAGAAUAACAGAGGCUAAUUCAAUUAACAAAAGUUUAUUCAGUCUGGGUCUAGUUGUAAGAUAGCUAACCCAGAAUGAAAAGCAUAUUUCUUAUAAUGAUAGUAAACUCACUUAGCUUAUGAAGGAUUCUCUGGGUGGUAACUCUAAGACCCUAAUGUUUGUUAAUAUUUCACCAUCUGAAUAUAACUUACAAGAAACUAGAUAAUCUGUGAUAUUUGGUUAAAAGGCCAAGUCUAUCGUUAAUAAUGUCCAAAAGAAUGUAGAGUCAUAGGAAAUGCAAAAGCUAAAGGAAGAGAAUGACCAACUUAAGAGACUCUUAUAAAAUACUACUACCUUGAAAACUACAUCUGCGACUCAGAAAAGCAUGAUAAAACAAUCUUGA